AUGUCCUUCCCCCAGCUGGGCUACCCGCAGUAUCUCAGCGCCAGCCAGGCGGUGUACGGGAGCGACCGGCCCGGGGUCCUGGCUGCCGCCGCCGCAGCCGCCGCCGCCGCCGCUGCCGCCUCGGGCCGGCCCGCGGGCGCCGAGCUGGGCAGCGGCUCGGCCGCUGUCACCUCGGUGCUGGGCAUGUACGCUAGUCCCUACAGCGCCCCCAACUACAGCGCCUUCCUGCCCUACACCGCAGACCUCGGCCUUUUCUCCCAGAUGGGUUCCCAGUACGAGCUGAAAGAUAAUCCGGGUGUCCACCCUGCUACUUUUGCUGCCCACACUGCCCCCGGCUAUUAUCCCUAUGGACAGUUCCAAUACGGGGACCCGGGACGGCCCAAAAAUGCCACUCGGGAGAGCACCAGCACCCUCAAGGCCUGGCUCAACGAGCACCGCAAGAACCCUUACCCCACCAAGGGCGAGAAGAUCAUGCUGGCCAUCAUCACCAAGAUGACCCUCACCCAGGUCUCCACCUGGUUUGCCAACGCCCGCCGGCGGCUCAAGAAGGAGAACAAGGUGACCUGGGGCUCCAGGAGUAAGGACCAAGAAGAUGCAAACCUCUUCGGGAGUGACAAUGAGGGGGACCCCGAGAAGAACGAAGAUGAUGAGGAAAUUGACCUGGAGAGCAUAGAUAUAGAUAAAAUCGAUGAGAACGAUGGGGAGCAGAGCAAUGAGGAAGAGGAGGAGAAGCCUGAGCUCCUGAGACAAAGCAGUGAAGAGGAGCACUUGGAAAAGGAAAAGGAUUUGGCACUGUCAGGGUCUGAAGGGCUGAAACCCAAAGAUGCACUGGCCAUGGUGAAGGAAGCCUCGGACAACAGCACCAGAAUUAUCAGUCCCGGGGGACCGAACAAUUUACAGAUGCCAUCUCACAGCAAACCCAAGAUUUGGUCUUUGGCAGAGACAGCAACCAGUCCUGAUGGUGCCCUGAAAUCUUCUCCUCCUCCACCCCCUCCUCCCCAGGUUAACCACACUUCUCCUCAGAUCCAGCACCCUGCUUUUCUCCCUAGCCAUGGACUGUACACAUGUCAGAUUGGCAAAUUUCACAACUGGACAAAUGGGGCGUUCCUCACUCAGAGUUCCCUGCUAAACGUGAGGUCUUUUUUGGGAGUAAAUCACCACCAUGCUGCUCAUCACAAUCACCACCUCCAGGCCCAGCAACCAUCUUCUGUUUUAACAGCAACCCUGGGAACCCUAAGCAGUGAAAAACCUUCAGAGAGGACCAGUCCCAAACACAUAGAAAGAGAAAAUGUACCAAGAACUGACUCCCCACCCCAGCCGCUAAAAUCGCCCUUCCAGCCCGUCCGUGACAACUCUUUGGCUCAGCAAGAGGGAACACCGAGAAUUUUAACAGCUCUCCCUUCUGCUUGAUUAAAUGAUUUGGUGAAAAAAUAUUACAGAGACUGGUAUUAAGGACAGAGAAAAAAAAAA
Molecule: messenger RNA, 1470 nt
Organism: Corapipo altera (White-ruffed manakin)
Lineage: Eukaryota; Metazoa; Chordata; Aves; Passeriformes; Pipridae
Gene: IRX1
Product: iroquois homeobox 1
Exons: 4
Coding region: 1-1410 (469 amino acids)
Biological process (GO): neuron differentiation; cell development; regulation of transcription by RNA polymerase II
Cellular component (GO): nucleus
Molecular function (GO): RNA polymerase II cis-regulatory region sequence-specific DNA binding; DNA-binding transcription factor activity, RNA polymerase II-specific
Source: RefSeq, a predicted model, not a curated record